Pundamilia nyererei is the source of this 5436-nucleotide messenger RNA. RefSeq names its product DNA damage-induced apoptosis suppressor (gene ddias). Gene Ontology annotation, cellular component: cytoplasm; nucleus. The transcript is spliced from 5 exons. The record is from RefSeq and is a predicted model, not a curated record. NCBI's taxonomy places the organism in Eukaryota, Metazoa, Chordata, Actinopteri, Cichliformes, Cichlidae. Gene Ontology annotation, biological process: negative regulation of intrinsic apoptotic signaling pathway in response to DNA damage. The coding region runs from base 346 to 2715 and encodes 789 amino acids.
AUUAUUUUAUUAAAAUUAUCGUAGAUUCAUCAAGAAAUGUAGUUUCAUGUGAUCGUCUUAUACAGUAGGUGGCGGUGCAUCCUCCAGCUGACUCACGUACAACAUGGAAAUGAAGACACGAAGAAGUAGCAUUUUGUGUACAGUUAGCAAAAGGGCAUGUUUGCUAUGACGGCAUUAAAGUUAGAUAUUGGCGGGCUUUGCUAUGUUUUUCGUAACGUUUGUAAUAGUUUUUCGUGCUCAAAUCCUUCGGUUACAAAAACAGAUCAAAUAAACAGUCAUGUAUUAAGUGGGUAAUUAACUAGCGGUUAGCCUGCUAUCUGCAGCUGCGUGUCUCAGUUGACUGAAAUGUCCUAUAGACGGGCACUGGUGGAUUGUGCGGUGUUGUCUCUGCAAGAUCCCUGUGUGUUUUAUCCGUGUUGCAGAUGCUGUUUCUCCAGGAUUGAUGUUGACCAGCAGGACACUACGAGAUGCAGAUGCUUCAAGUGUGGUUACAAGUGUCUGAGAGAACAGGUGGAUUACAGGUACCGUCUCUCACUGAGGGUGGCCCGGGACGGACGUAUAUUCGGGAUAACAGUAUUUGGAAACAGCUUGAAACCAUUCUUUGGCAUUCAUGCAAAUGAAUUACAAAGAUUGGUGGAAAACUUGGACAGACCCGUGGAACAAUCUAGAAGACUCACAUUGCUGGUGAAGGCAGUCGAGGACUGUUUCAUUGGCAGACAUUUCAUUUUUGGUAUAAAGGUGAUGGAAGCAGAAAGUGCGCUUUGGUUUGGAGGACCUGUUCUUAGUGGCUCCAACAGUAAAAAUGCAGCACAGUUUGUUGCUACUCAGAUGAUUCUUCCCAAAGCAACGGGAAUGGGAGGAUGCACCGUGGUCAGUUAUUAUCGGGUUCUUCUUCAGAAAGCUUCUGAAUCUGAACUUGCAUCUGCUGAUACCAGCAGAAUCUCCAGUCUUCCAGCAACAACCCCGCUCCUCAUUCAUGAUCAUUCUCCAACUAGCAGCUUUAGUGAUGCCACACUAUCUGCCUCUCAUCUUUUGCCCCGAUCACUUCAAAGAUCACGUUACAUAGACUGCACCCUUACUCCCACAGCUCCAUGGCAGCAAUCUCUUGGACUGGUUACAUCAUCAGCAGAGCAGGAAGAAGGCUGCAGUACCCAGGAAUGUGGAGAUGAAAACAGAAGUCAGGCUGACAAAAGUGUAACACCAUAUCUUGCACAGAGGGGUUGCCAGGAAAACCAAAAAGUGGAAAAGGACUUGGCUCCUUUUUUCUCAUUGCAGCACAGUUUUUAUGAGAGUCCAUCAUCUGAGAAGGGAGCUGGAAACAGCCUUAGCCUAAAGACUUGGUUAAGGCCGUCCCAGUAUUGUCAGAAUAGCCCCAAAGAAAAGGAGUUUUCUACUGGACAGCUCACCAGAACAUUUUCAUCAAGCUCAUUGGCUUGGAACGAUUUGCCUUUCUCUGAAAGUCUGACAGAGUUUUUAUGUGAAGCCAAUAAAGAUUUUGACACUGAUAGAGAUACGAAACAAGUUCAGAAUGUUCACUGGAAGGAAGUAAAGGCAAGAAAUAACCUGGGAAACAGCAGCUUAAUAAGUGAAACAUCUUCCCAAAGAAAUGCACAAAUAACAGACAGGCAUUUGCAAGCAUUGUUGGAUGCCACUAAUACGCCUGCAACAAAUGGAUGUGGCUCACAUGAUUCAGCCAGCAAAGAAUGCAAGAACCCUCUUCUGUUUGUCAAAAGGAGUCAAGAUAGAAACAUUUAUUCCCAUGGGUGUUAUCAGGUGGAUGGCACAGCUAGUUCACUGUCUUUUCAAAAGGAGGAAGAAAAGCAGCUUGAGGGGGAUGCCUACAACUGUUCAGCAGAUCUGUUUGAUAGCUCAGACACGAUCAAUCUUGAAACGGAGAGGUUCACCAUGCAUGCAGAAGCCGUCGGUGAUGGCAUGGAAGCUUGCUCACAGUUUUCCAAGGCAGAUGAGCAUCAUCUGAUUUAUGAAAAUGCGAAUGUGACACAAUCAACACCAGAUAAAGGGAAAUUUAAAAAAAGUAAAUGCAGGGAGAGUUUGAUUCCACAAGACACAAAAGAAUUGGACUUUGUCCCUCCCUCUCAGUCCACACCCAUUGUAAAACUAGGCGUCGUAUCAUACUCAUGUGUUGACUUGUACAAAAGCGUGACAGGUGAAUUCAGUUCACAGCCUGUCAAUCAAAAAAGUUUUAAUGCAAAUUUACAUGAAAUGGAGAGUAAAAACAAUUCUGUUCAUAAACUGAACUGUGGUAAUGCUGACCAGGCUUUGCAGAGUGAGAUGGAAUCUGUCAAAGAAAACUUUGUGUGGAGAACUACAUCCAGCAGACACAGCCACAAACUUACCCCCAAAAGAAAAUUCUUGAAACCAGUCGAGCAUAAAAACAGUCUACAACCUCUGCAGCACCUUAGGGUGCAGGAAGAGGCUCUAAACCGCAUGUCAAUCAACUGUAAAGCAAGAUUUAUUGACGUGUCAGAGUGUGGCUAUGACAAUGAAGCAAUUGUUCCUCCUACACCUGCGAGUAAAAUCCAACAAAGUGUGCCAAUUCGCAAAAGAAAGCUGACAGACAACCGCAACAAUUUUGGUUCCAUCGAGUGUGUGCUGAGAAAGACAGAAAAUUGUGACAGUGAAGAGGUUAGCGAAGGGAUUCAUGGGAGCCAGACAUGUGACUGCUCUAGAGAUCUGUUCUCUGACUCUUUCUGAGACAUUGUGUUGCAGAGUGACUUGUAAGAAAUCGUGCUCCAUUGGAGUAAUACUGCUGUUAUUUUACUCUGUGUGAAACAGAAAAAGAGGGCUCAUAUAUUAAACACUAUAGAUAGAAGAGAGAUGCUGUCUUGACCUUCAAGUUUGCACUUUGACUGAAAGUGUAAUGAAUUCGCUUUCUCCGCCUUUUUCAUCAAAUGCUUAGUCUAACUCAAUGUUUUUAAUUUUUAUGCACUGUUUAGAAAGCGCUUUUAAUUAAAUGAAAUAUAUAAACAUGUUACAUUUACCACAAUCAUUGCCUGGUCUUAUUACAACCUGAGCUUAGCAGCAGUUAAGGUGGGGCAAAAUCUCAUUAACGACUAUGGUUUUUGAAACAUGUAUAGAAUGUGUUUGUAUGUCCACAUACUUAUAGAUCCAUAUUUUUGAAAGUAUUACUGUCUUCUUUGAACACAUUAAGGCUUUUUUCUAAAGGCUCAAGUGACUAAAAGCUUGAGCUCACAAGCGUAUGAAAAAUUAUAGCUAUUUACUUUAAGAUGUUUGUAAGGUUAAUAUGUAAUUAAGUGGAUAUUUAAUUGCUAUCUAUUCAAGGACAAUAACAUUUUUAUUUUAUGUUUUCAUUUGUUUAUAUUAAUACAUGUCAAUGUAAAUAAAGAUGAAAUACUAUUACAAAAGAUUAUUUAUGGAACAAAGGUCCCCUGAUAGUUUAAGGCAUGCUUUAGGCCACAAAAGCCAACAACACUGUCACAUCCUGAAAGCUCUCCAGUAUAAUUUGAAUCACACCAGAGUCCUAAGCAGACCUACUGUUCUCCUGGGUUCACACUGCAGUUGUGCCUUUCGAGGGGUGUUUAUGUUGGGAUGAGUGUGUAAGGUGUCAUGCCAGAGAGCCAAGAAUAGCAGCAAUGACUACAAUGUUCUGGGGGGUGUGAUCAAAAUAGAGAGAGAUGAAGACGAUGUUACAUUGGUAAAACUGGAAGUGGAACAAGUGAACAGCUGGAGCCUUGUACUGCAUGUGUUACAGAAACAAGAUUGGCAUGUAGUCAGCUGGGUACGGCAUUAUUGUGUCUGUGUGUGAAUGCACGUGCCUCUUUGGUUGGUACUUGUAUCUUAAAAAUGCUUAUGUGCACAGUUUAACUGAUUUUGGAAAACUCAUGUGAAUACAUGUGACAUGUGAAUUUGCUGUUCAUUUGGUUUCGCAAAUGAUUAUGCAUGGGUGUAUCACAAAGUCUUGGUUUGCCAGACAGGUGGUUGAGACCGAAAUAUCUCUAAAUCCCAUGUACCAUGAUGUUGGUAAUGGCCAUGUGACGAUACCUAUGAUCCCACUAUAUGUUAAUCUACUUGAUGCAAUGGCAGAAGAUUGCUUUUGAGGAUCCCCUGCUUUUAUUAUAUAUUUUUUUCCACUAGGAGCACAGACCAAAUGAGAUUAUUAUUGGAAAUAAGUCAAACGUUUUUGAUUUACUUCCAUGCUGCAUGUGAUAGUCAUCAAAGACCAUUAUCAGAUAAGAAUGAAAAAGAAGCUAUUAUACUAGCUUGGUUUUGAUUGUUGUUUCUCUUCUGUUAACCUUGUCAAACGACAUAUUCAACAUUAUGCUUUGAUGUCCUCCAGCAACCAUGGUUAACAGCCAACUAAUAAUGCCCUAAAGGACAUUUUCAGUCACGAAUGGAUUCCAGGAUCUGUGCAGUGUAUUUUUGCAAGGCUUCUUCUUGUGGAGAGAUGAAAAACAGACCAUGUAUUUGGUGUCGAGAGUUUUAUGAGUACGUGACAAUUUCUUUGUGAAAUUUUGCUUUGGUGCCUGUUUUUGGAUUAGUUCACAGUGACAUCCAGCUACUACUGCAAUGUGGUUAUUCUGCUAUCUGUUGUUAGCUGCUUCAUUAAUAAAAAAAAAAAAAAGUAUCCUUUAGUUUCAGUAAGUUUAAUUACAUGAUUUAUGCAAAUGGGAAACACAAAAUGAAUGUUUUCAUAUUCUGAAUGAAUGUGGAAAUGCAAAUGUGAUGAUUCAGGACUAGCAAGUAUUGCAAUUUGCAACUUACUGCACUAGUUUACAUAAAAUAUAGGUGAUAUAAAUGGGAUUGUUUUUGUUUCUAUGUAAAUUAGUCCUUAGCCUUUUGAGGCUUUAUGAGUGAAGCCCCAUAACAUCAUAUUGUUCCAAAACCUGCAGCUGUGUCUGUGAGCAAGGGAGACACUGCCUUUGCAUGCAGCAGUACAGUACGUGAGUUAUGUCACCAAGCACCCAGUGAAUGGAAACAUUCAAAGCCACGGUGUGCCAAGCUUAAAGUACGUGUGGUACUCUGAGAGAGAAAGGGGUGGGAGGGGCUGAGGGGCACGGUUACGUAAUUCAAAUAAUUACUAUAUAGGGCAGAUUGAUUAACUAUUAAAAUUCUGUUUUUGUUCAUACUAUGUAUAUGCUUUCUUUGACAUUCUUUUAAAAUUCGGCUGCAGUGAGAGGCAGAAAUCAUGAGACACAGAGUCAUGCAUUAAGAGUCACCUGGCUGGAGUUGUACUAUUAAUCAUACAGUGAUGUCAUGCACCUCAACCAUUGGCCAGCUAAGAGAUACAAUUUUGUGAUACUUUGCCUGUUCAUUCUACCUACAUUGCACUGUGGCACUCGAUGACUUCACAUUGCGUAUACUAAAAGUACUAAUGCUAAAGCGGACAUUUUUAACACCUGGCAAAAUAUUCAUUUUCCAUUUUCUUGUACUUUUAUAAACAUGUUAUAAUGAAGC